Stylonychia lemnae is the source of this 1545-nucleotide messenger RNA. The record is from the annotation of a GenBank genome assembly. NCBI's taxonomy places the organism in Eukaryota, Ciliophora, Spirotrichea, Sporadotrichida, Oxytrichidae.
AUGGUAACAUUAGCCAUCAGAACUGAACUAUUUGAGCAUGGACUCUUCCCAACACAAGGCAAACUUAAUUCUAGUGUCAUAAUUAAUUUAUUCACAAAUCUUAACUUGCUCUCGUCCAUAGACUACAAGAUAAAGCUACACUAAUGGGUGGAUUAAGCGACUAGAUAUUGGCCAUAGUGCACUGAAUAAGAUGCGCAAGUGUAUUUUUUGACAUACAGAGCCUUGCUUGAGGAAAUUGAAAAUCAAUCACUUAUUAAUCAGAAUAACACAAAGGAUUUACCUAUUACUGAAUACCAAGUGGAUGUGCGAUGCUUUGCAAUAUACAUUGCAAUUUAACUGUAUUCAACAUAAAGUAAAUUUGCAAGUGAAUCAAGGAGUAAUCUUGCUAAAGAUAGCUGGGGAAUGAAAGACAAUAAUAGUUAAAUGUACAAUACCACCUAAGCAAGUCCAAGGUCUAAAUAUACUAAAGUCAACUACACUCAAAAUGAAUAUCAAAUAAUUUAGCAUUUCAUUAAAAGCAACCUUAAGCUAUUAUUGAGAGUCAUUUCUACUGAUAUUCACAGUACAGAAGUCUCACUUAGUGCAACAGAGUUCAAUACCUUGAGAGUACUUUUUAAAAUUCAGCAAGCAGCUGGCUCUAAAAUUAGUGCAUCAUAAACAUUGGCAUAGCUAACCCCAUUCUUUUAGCCAAGCAAUCAAUAGGUUAAAGUUCACAUGAAUGUAAUCAUUGAUUGGCUUGGACAAAUAAUUUCUCCUCAUGAGCCCGAAGAUGAGAUUGUAUAUAUGAAUGGACUUAAUAAAUGUGUUACAAUAAAGGAUUCAGCACUUUAAAACAAGGAUGUCAGAAUCGUAAACUGCGAAGAUAGCUAUAUCUAUGUAGACACUAAUGUUGGCUUCAUCUAGGUGAGUAAUUGCAUCAAUUGUACAAUUAUGAUUGCUGCAGUAAAUAAGACAUUUUCAAUCGACAAGUGCUAAAAUACCCAAAUCACAGUUGCAGCCAAUUAUGUUAGAACUAGUAAUUGCGUAGAAUCAACGUUACAUUCAUAUUCCUAGCUAUGCCCUCCUAUUAUCUAUGGUGAUACAAUUGGCCUUAUAAUGGCCCCACACAACUCCUCUUACUUUGAAAUUAUGAAUCAUUUAAGAGCAGCUGACAUUAUUUUCAUCUAGCCAGGUAGCUUAGUAGCUCCGAUCAACUAAUAAAAAGUACUAGAGAAUAUAAAUAAUUUCUCCAGGCCUAUCGUAAUGGCAGGCAGAGAAUAAUGCUUCACUUUAAUGCAGCCUGUAGAUUUCAUGAAAAUGUCCUUGCCAAAGAAAUUUGUAGAUAAUCAAUUAUUCCUUUGUCCUACUGAGUAUUUAGAAGUAUUGUCAAUUAGGAUGGAGCAUUUCAAAGAUAUCCAGAAUAAAAUAAAAGGAGCAUAGCUUACGCAAGACUAAGAGAAAAUGCUCCAUGUGGCAAUUUAAGGAUGGUUCAGGGAGUGGUUUUGCUAAAGUGCUUAAUAUAAACCUAUAACUGAACUUGUGAAAAUGAUAGAUCAAGAGUUUUGA